AAAAACGCUUAUACCUUAUACACACCAGACCACCUCGAAGAAGAAGUCUCCUUUUGUGUCUUUUUCUCUCAAAAGUUUAAAACCUUCGACAGCUUCUGCUUCUUCUUCCUCUUCCUCUUCGCUCCUCGCUCUCUCUACUGUUUGUUUCCGUACAGUCCCUGUAAAUCCCUUCUCUGUAGAUAGAAGAGAUAGAGAAAGAGAGCCUCAAUUUCUGCGUACAAAUACUUUCUGGAAAUGUUGGUUCCGCGGAGAGUGAUGACGUGGAGGUCGGUGGCCAAGUCUCUGCAACCUCUUCUUGCCCAUGCCUCGCUUUUCACAUUCACGAUUUUCCUCGUCCUUAAACUCCACCAUGCCGUGCGGUACCAUUGGUGGAUCAUAUUUUCCCCUCUGUGGCUUUUCCAUGCAGUUGUAUCACGAGGCAGAUUUUCGUUACCUGCUCCAAAGCUGCCUAAUGAUCGCAACUGGGCACCUUUUCAUGCUGUCAUGGCGACACCGUUGCUUGUCGCAUUUGAACUAAUGCUUUGUAUCUAUCUUGAGAGCAGAUAUGUUGUAAGCUUGAAGAUUGUCUUUGCACCUUUGGUGGCGUUGGAACUCGCAAUUCUAUUUGAUAAUAUCAGGAUGUGUAAGGCUCUAAUGCCUAGUGAUGAUGAGCACGUGAGUGAUGAUGUGAUAUGGGAAACGCUUCCUCACUUCUGGAUCUCUAUAUCCAUGGUCUUCCUUACUGCUGCCACAAUAUUUACUCUUCUAAAGAUAAAUGGUGAUAUUUCUGUUUUAGGCUGGUGGGACUUGUUUAUUAACUUUGGAAUUGCAGAGUGUUUUGCCUUUCUUGUUUGCACGAAGUGGUAUAAUCCAGCUAUUCACAGACAUGCUCACAUUCAAGAACCAUGUUCACCUUCAAUGACUAUAAGAUACCUUGACUGGAAUAGUGGCUUAGUAGUUUCUUCAGAUGAAGAUCAAGACGAGAGUGCAGUAUGCAGCCUGCAGGAUAUUGGUGGACAUAUUAUGAAAAUUCCUCUAAUCUGUUUCCAGAUCCUACUCUUUAUGCACUUAGAGGGAAGACCAUCUGUUGCUAGGCAUAUCUCAAUUCCAGUUCUUUUCACUCCUCUUCUUUUACUGCAAGGAGCCGGUGUUUUAUUUGCUGCAUAUAGAUUAACAGAGAAAAUUCUUCUUUUAGUACAUAAUGGAGUUUUUUCUGGAAGAUACUUGGACAUAACAUCAAAAGUUCGUGAGUAUUUUGGGUUCUUUCGCCAUGGUUCAAGGUUUUUGGGUUGGUGGUCGAUUGACGAAGGAAGUCGAGAGGAACAGGCUAGACUGUAUUGUGCAGGGGCUUCAGGGUAUGACACUUUUUCACCUGAUAUAGUGAAGAAGUUGCCUAGAUCGGACCUUGUUCAGGAGAUUUGGAAACUGCAAGCUGCACUCAGUGAGCAAACAGAAAUCACAAAAUUUAGCCAGCAGGAGUAUGAAAGACUUCAGAAUGAAAAGAUUUUAUGUCGAGUAUGCUUCGAGGAGCAGAUUAAUAUAGUCCUCCUUCCAUGCAGGCAUCAUGUUCUUUGCAGCACUUGCUGUGCGAAGUGUAAAAAGUGCCCCAUAUGCCGCGUCACCAUUGAACAUCGACUGCCCAUAUAUCAUGUGUAAAGCAAGAAGACCAGCAGUUCCAGAACUCUAAAGUUGCUUGUGAUUUUAGGUUGUGUAUCAAGCAGUUGGAAGCUGGAAAAAUUAGUUUUCUUUGUUCAUGUCAUUAUCUUGUAGCAUCAUGCCAAAGAAUUGUAUAUACACCCUCUUCGAGCACUUCCACCCAUGGCAAGGGCUGUUACUAUUCACAUGAAUAAUGUCAGCCCUUACAAAGGCUUCUUGUGUUU
Molecule: messenger RNA, 1859 nt
Organism: Prunus avium (sweet cherry)
Lineage: Eukaryota; Viridiplantae; Streptophyta; Magnoliopsida; Rosales; Rosaceae
Source: RefSeq, a predicted model, not a curated record